Agrilus planipennis (emerald ash borer) is the source of this 2413-nucleotide messenger RNA. Its product is annotated as TBC1 domain family member 14. The record is from RefSeq and is a predicted model, not a curated record. The transcript is spliced from 5 exons. Bases 152 to 2197 code for a protein of 681 amino acids. Lineage: Eukaryota; Metazoa; Arthropoda; Insecta; Coleoptera; Buprestidae.
UGCAGAAAAUGACGUUUGCAUGACGUUUGUUAGUAAUAAUUAGACGAAAAUAUGUUAAUUACUAACAUAGAGUGUUUUUGUUAGUAGUUAGGUGAAAAAUUAAGACUGAUGGAAAGUAUGAUUCGUUAUUAGUGUAAACCUUCAAUUAGUCAUGAAAUUAGAAGAUGGAAGCAUUAAAAACGAUAUAAUUGUUAAUCCAUAUCAAGAAAGCAACGAUUAUUCCUACACUUUAGAAGAAACAAACAGCGAUAACAUUAUACAAUGUAACCCAGAUUUGAUCAAAAGCUAUGAUAUUUUAAAAUCUACUCCAGUUAAACAUAAGGGCAGAUUUUACCAACAAAUUCUAUCUAAAGCUGGAAAUAUUCGUAGUCAAAGUAUGCCAAAUUUUGUUGAACAGCAAAAGCAGUGUGAUAUGGAUGUGGCAGAUAUAUGUGAUAUUAAAGCUAAGUUACUAUAUGAUAGUGCAAGUCCUCCUGAAUCUCCUAAUAAAGAAUCUUGGUUCAAUUCCUGGCCAGAAAAAGUUAGUGGCUAUCGAAUAACUGCUGUAAGGGCAGGUGAUGUAAAGAAUCUCGUUAAAUCAAAUUCUAGUUUGUAUGUCUCUCUUCUACCUUCAAAUAAUCAAAAUGAAGACUGCAAAAACAAUACUCAUGGAAAAAUUUCUUUAAAUGAUGCUUUACAAAACAUAUCGCUAGCAUACAGCCCAGUAACCAGACAAUUACAUUUAAUUGAGAGUAAUGACAAAAUGGAACAAAAAGAAAAUAACAAUGUCUCAAGUGCUUCUUUAGAAAAUAGUGACAAAUGCUACCAAAGAACAUCAAAUGAAUCUUUUUUUAAUAGUUCAAAUUCAAGUGGACCUCCCUCUCCUUCUUCUUCAGGAAGUCUGUUGGAAGACAAAAAUUUAGUUGAAGAUGAAACAAGUAUUAAACUCAAAAAGAAGGCUUUAUCCAAUAUAUUUAAACGAAAUCUUUUCUCGUGGAAGUCUUGUACUAGUGAAGAGAAUGUGGGAAAAUGGAAAUUUUUCAGUAAAACAAGUGGUGCAGAAUCAGAUGUUUCUCCUCAACAUUCUAAAAGGUGUGCUAGAAUAGUAGCCAGUUCGACUGCACUAAUUCAACAUAUAAGGCCCUCCCAUUUACCUGCUAAACCAGAAGAUGAAGAACAAAGGCACCGAGAAGAAUACAAAGCCAUAAUAAUGGCUGCUAAAAAGAAGGAGGCUCAAACAAAUGCUGCAAAAGAGAAACAACAAAAAUUGCUUUUGGAAAUUGAAGAACAACUUGCCUUAGCUACUAAACACUUUAUUUAUAAAGUUCUUCCAAAUUGGGAUGUCAUGUAUAACACGCGUAAAACCAGGGAUUUUUGGUGGCAAGGUUUACCAUCUGCUGUUAGAGGGAAAGUAUGGAAAUUAGCCAUAGGAAAUGAAUUAAAUCUCACACAACAGUUAUAUGAAAUUUGUUUGGAACGUGCCCAGAAUCAUUUAAAUAGACCUGAGUCAAGCUGUGGCAGCUCUAAUAUCGACGAAGAAAGUAGCAUGGAUCUUAUACAAUUGGACAUUUCUCGAACUUUCCCACAGCUGUGCAUCUUCCAAGAAGGCGGACCUUAUUCUGAUGUUCUUCACUCGUUAUUGGCCGCUUACGUCUGUUACCGUCCCGACAUAGGCUACGUGCAAGGCAUGUCUUACAUCGCCGCAAUUUUUAUACUGAACAUGGACGAGCUGGAUGCGUUUAUCUGUUUUUCAAAUUUGCUAAAUCGAACUUUACACUUGGCCACGUUCACUUUAGAUCAAAACUUGAUGCAGUGCUAUUACAAUGCAUACAAAGAAGUUUUCAAUUAUAAUUUACCUAAACUGUACGGUCAUUUUGAAAAGUGUGGCCUUACACCAGAUCUGUACCUCUUGGAUUGGGUUUACACUGUUUUCGCAAAAGCUAUGCCUUUGGACGUUGCAUGCAGAGUUUGGGAUGUGUAUUUAAGAGAUGGAGACGAGUUUAUAUUUCGAACUGCUUUAGGUAUUCUACAUCUACAUCAAACCGUCUUAAUGGAAAUGGAUUUUCUUCAUGGGGCUAAAUUCCUUACACAUCUACCGGACGAUUUGUCAUCCGAACUACUUUUUAAAAGCAUACAAACAAUGAAUACCUGCAUUGGAAAACAAACAUUCAAUCAGAUCGUCGAACGCCAUAAGCAGACGGCUGCAGUAGACUUGUAGUAUAACACUCGACUUCUGUUUAAUAUUAGCUUACCUAGGUCGCAUGUUGGGUACUUUUUAAACGAACUAAGUAUAUUCUAGUUUUAAAGAAAAAUAUGCUUGGAAAUUAAUAUAUUUACCUGUAUCAAAUUUAUGUCCAAAUUUUUUUUAUACAAUUUUUUAUGAAACGAGAAUCUCAUUUGUAAAUAUGUACAUAAAGAAACAAUUUGCAAUGUA